Molecule: messenger RNA, 2511 nt
Organism: Physeter macrocephalus (sperm whale)
Lineage: Eukaryota; Metazoa; Chordata; Mammalia; Artiodactyla; Physeteridae
Gene: KCTD15
Product: potassium channel tetramerization domain containing 15
Exons: 7
Coding region: 268-1119 (283 amino acids)
Biological process (GO): protein homooligomerization
Molecular function (GO): protein binding
Source: RefSeq, a predicted model, not a curated record
GGCGAGAGAGAAAGUAACUCCAGGACGAGACCGGAGCGACCCGCGCAGCGAGCAGAGGCGGCGGGGCUGCGCCCGGCGCCGGAGACCAGCGGCUGCGCGGGGCGGGGGCUGCGCCCGAGUCCGAUCCGCCGCUCCGGCUCCGAGUGGUCUCGGGGAAAGGGUCGUUGUCCAGCACAGAUGCGUUUGUCGGAGGGAGCAGUGGAGGUUCGCGGCAAGGCGUACAGCCUGGGGCUUCCAAUGAUACUCUGGGCAGCGAUGGAAGCCUAGAUGCCUCACCGCAAGGAGCGGCCGAGCGGGUCCUCGCUUCACGCCCACGGCAGCACUGGCACCGCGGAGGGAGGAAGCAUGUCUCGGUUGUCUCUCACCCGGUCGCCUGUGUCUCCCCUGGCCGCCCAGGGGAUCCCACUACCAGCCCAGCUCACUAAGUCCAACGCGCCUGUGCACAUCGACGUGGGCGGCCACAUGUACACCAGCAGCCUGGCCACGCUCACCAAGUACCCUGACUCCAGAAUAAGCCGCCUCUUCAAUGGCACGGAGCCCAUCGUCCUGGACAGUUUGAAGCAACAUUAUUUCAUCGACCGGGAUGGGGAGAUUUUCCGCUACGUCCUGAGCUUCCUGCGGACGUCGAAACUGCUGCUCCCAGAUGACUUCAAGGACUUCAGCCUGCUGUACGAGGAGGCGCGCUACUACCAGCUGCAGCCCAUGGUGCGCGAGCUGGACCGCUGGCAGCAGGAACAGGAGCAGCGGCGCCGCAGCCGGGCCUGCGACUGCCUGGUGGUGCGGGUCACGCCGGACCUGGGUGAGCGCAUCGCGCUCAGCGGCGAGAAGGCUCUCAUCGAGGAGGUCUUCCCCGAGACCGGGGACGUCAUGUGCAACUCGGUCAACGCCGGCUGGAACCAGGACCCCACGCACGUCAUCCGCUUCCCGCUCAACGGCUACUGCCGGCUCAACUCGGUGCAGGUCCUGGAGAGGCUGUUCCAGAGGGGUUUCAGCAUGGCUGCGUCCUGCGGGGGUGGUGUGGACUCCUCCCAGUUCAGCGAAUAUGUGCUUUGCCGGGAGGAGCGGCGACCGCAGCCCACACCCACUGCUGUCCGAAUAAAGCAGGAGCCCCUGGACUAGGCCCUGCCUCAGUGCCCACCUGAGGCCUCUGGGCCCUGGGGACACCCCAGGGACCAGGAAACAGUGCUGGGGAGUUCUGCCUAUGCCUGCUUAGCGGUGGCCAUGAGACUGAGGGUGGGGCUGGAGGGUCCAAAGCCUGCCCAGAGAGCCCCAAGGCCCCCAUGUGUCAUGGCAACAGAAUGUGGGAUGCUGGAGGCAUGUCCACUGAAGGACUGUUGAUGUGACCCAAAGAUGCCGAGGUGGGAGAACUCGGCCACCAGUUGUCUGGGCCCCUCGGCUCCCAGUCCGGUCCUCGAGGCUCCACAUGUGCCAAGGCAGGGUCAGCAGAGGCCUCCCCAGUGCACGCCGAGGAGCUGUCCAUCCUUCACCACACGGCAGACUCCAGUGGGUCUCCUUGCGUCAGAGAUGGCUUAUUUUUCUACAGUAUUUAAGACGGAAGUAACUGUAAGUGCACAAGUCAGAGAGGCCGACAAGGACCAAUGAAUGCUUCUUUAUCUGGUGCUCAGCUCAGUCGGACACGCAGCAUGUCUGCAUGGGGGGUGGAAGAGCUGCCGGACACUCGGGCCCAGGUGCCCGCAGAGCAGGGCUUGGAGACUUCUGGUCCCUGCUCUAGGGGCAGAUGCAGGGAUGGCAGUGCCACAGGGGCUGACACUGGGCUCCCACGGGGUGGGGCUGCUGGGAGGAGGGUGGUACAGGCGUGGGGGAUGGAUAGCUGUGGAACCACUUGAGACCCUACCUUCGCUGCCGCCUGGGGCACAGGCCACACUUAAGAGCCACCUGACCAACUAAUGCCCAGGGCCUUCGAUUCCUAUCCGUGCGUGCGCACACCUGGGCUCCCAGAGAAGUCAUCUCCCCAUCAGGACCAGCCACGGGGCCACACCACAUCCUUACCUCAGGAAUGGGCCCCACGGUGAAGGGCCCCAUCUGUCAGCAGCAUCCUCUGGGUCCCCAGCUCAGGAAGCCGUCCCCCACUCUGAUUUUCCCACACUCAUAUGCACACUGAAUUUUAAUUAGACUGUUGUUACACUAGCUUGCCAAGUAAGACCCGGACAGAGUGAUACCUUGGGUUCUUGGCCCCGGAUUCCAACGAGGGCUGCCUCUGAGGGGUCCUCACAGACCUGCUGCCUCUCAGAUGACAGGCCCAAAGAUGGAUACCGCCUGCCUUGUCACAGUUCCCCUCCCCUCCCGAGAUGGCUCUUUCCCGGGUUGGAGAAACCGCAGAGAACUGCUGGGUGGGCGGGGCGUCCUGGCCAGCACUGCCCCUUGUACGAUGCCUGUAGACUUGUAUAUGACUCCUUUAAUAUUGUAAAGAUGCUGAUGUACAAUUGUCGCGUGUUUGUGUAAACACAUUAUGUCCCUAGUUCAUGCCAUAAAUGAUGCUACAAAGCGAAA